AUGUUGAUACACGCCUCUGAAGCAGAAACGCUCAACUCGAUUCGGCUGGCGCUCGAGCGCGAGGAGCAGCAGAUUCGUGUCAACGACAGCACGGGCGAAGUCUACGAUAUCACCAUCUCCCGAUCCGCCCCUUACGCCUCGCCCGUCGUCUCCCGCUCCGUCACGCCCAGCAACGCCAACGACCCUUCGCCAAACGGCACCAACGGCCACAGCUCCACCACGCUCUCUGGCCACCGCAUCCUUCGCUUACCCCAGCUCGUCAGCAAGCGUGCUCAUGGUCACAGCAAUUAUACCCCUCAGCAGCCCUCCGUCGUCGAUGCGUCACCCACCACCGACAAGUCACAUACGGACAUCCACGAAUCCUCGCAAAGCCCUUUACGGCAGAGCAGCCGUGCCGACGAAAACGCCACCAUCCACUCGACUGCCGUCGGCGGUCCCGUAGUGAGCCAGGAUGCAGCGCUCAAGUCGCAGUCCAGCUUCACCGCACCCACCCGCCACCAUCCUUUUCUCAGCGAACUCCCGCCCUCGCCGCCUCUGGAAGCAGACUACGUCGCUGGACAUGACUCGCGCAACGGCCUCAUGAGCACCGUCACCAACGGAUCCCCUUACCUCCCCGCAUACCCCACCACAAACGGCACAUCCACCUCUGCUCAGCCGCACGAUGCCGCUGCCUCCAGCAAGCCCCUGCAGACCAAGGCUCCCGUUGCACGCCGCGCCUACACCGCCGACUCGGCCAACAUCCUGGGCGUCUCGUCCUCUGCUCCCAAGACUAAGGCCGCCCCCGCGUUGGUCGACGAGCCCACCGAGCUCGAUGCAGAGAAGGUGCUUGCAGCCAGACAGAAGCAGCAUGCUCAGCCUCAGCCAGCCAAUGCAGCGUACAACGUCAUGUCUAAACGCAAUCAGCGCCGCAACGAGUCCAACGCUUCCACCGCUAGCACCGCCUACCGGACCGCUUCCUCUCACGGCGGACUCUCGGACGAAGAGGACGAUGACGCUUCCUUCACGCAGCGACGUCACGCUUCGUACGGCUCUGCCGCAUCGCACCUCACGCUCGGUGCCAGCACCUCGGGAGCAGCUCCUGCCAUUCGACUCACCCACGAUGCCUCGCCUUACCUUCACGAUGCACCCAGAGCCGCCGAAGCAGGCACCUCUCAGCUUCUCGCAAAUGGCCACUCGAGUGUGGAUCAACCCGGACCACCCAGCGGCGUUCCGCCGCGCCAGCACAUCUCCCGUCGCAACACAACUGGCUCGUCACUCCAAGGAAGGCGGUCGCAAUCCGGCAACAGCCUUGCACAGUCGGUCCGACGCUCUAGUCGAGACCGCGAUCCCAACUACCACUCGGCUGGCAAUGCGUGGGAGGCGGAUGCGCUCAACUCGCCCACCCUCGCCGAGGCCACCGCACACGCACUGCGCACGGGCGAUGCAGCCUUCGACGAAGAGGCAGCCAUGCAUGCAGAGCAACUGCGCAGGGAUCGUCGCUACAAGGAGCAGAAGGCGCGCGAUGCGGCAGCCGAGGGCACAACAGUCGACAAGGAUAGCGCCAGCGCUGGCGGAGUCGUUGGUGCCUUGACGCGCUCCAAGACCGGUCGCGACUGGCUCAACGUCAAUCCCAAGGACAAGGAGCGCGUCGAUCGAGAACGCGAGCGCGACGAUGAUGCCGAGCCCAAGGUGCUGGUCGGCAACCUGAUCGGCGAGGGCCAUGCCAACUACGUGCUCAUGUACAACAUGCUCACCGGCAUUCGCAUCGGUGUGUCAAGGUGUCAGGCCAAGAUGAAGCGUCCGCUGUGCGACGCCGACUUCACAGCCAAGCACAAGUUCACCUUUGACAUCAUCGGUCGAGAGCUCACCCCCACCGCCAAGUACGACUUCAAGUUCAAGGACUACGCACCUUGGGUAUUCCGCGAGCUGCGCGAGCACUUCCACCUCGACGCCGCCGACUAUCUGCUCUCGCUCACGUCCAAGUACAUCCUCAGCGAGCUCGGAUCGCCAGGCAAGAGCGGCUCCUUCUUCUACUUUUCGCGCGACUACCGCUUCAUCAUCAAGACGAUCCGCCACCAGGAGCACAAGUUCCUGCUGCGCAUCCUCAAGGACUACCACGAGCAUGUCAAGGCGAAUCCGCACACGCUGCUCAGCCGCUUCUACGGACUGCAUCGUGUCAAGCUGCCGCACGGUCGCAAGAUCCACUUUGUCAUCAUGAACAACCUCUUCCCACCGCAUCGCGACAUUCACGAGACGUACGAUCUCAAGGGCUCGUCGAUCGGACGCGAGUAUCCGGAAGAGAAGGCGGCGGCCAAGUCGGGCGCAGUGCUCAAGGAUCUCAACUGGCUCAAGCGCGGGCGCGAGAUCGAGUUGGGACCCGAGAAGCGCGCGCUCUUCGAGGCACAGCUGCAGAGCGACGUGGCGCUGCUGCAGCGCCUCAACAUCAUGGACUACUCGCUGCUCAUCGGACUGCACGACAUCCGUCGUGGCAACAAAGACAACCUGCGUCAGGACAACCUGCGCGUCUUCCAGCCCGAGACCAAGGAGCUCAAGCGUCAGCCGACGCAGAUCAAGCGUCCCGGUGCGGGCGAGCAGGACGCGUCGGCGCUGCGACAGGCGGUUCGACGCUCCGACCCCAAGGCGCUCAACGCACAGCAGGGGUCCAAGCUGCCCGACCGCGAUGUGAGCGAGCGCCGUCACUUCCUCUUCUACCAGGAUGAAGGCGGCUUCCGAUCGACGGACGAGAACAACCAGCCGGGCAGCAUGAUCUACUACCUGGGUGUCAUUGAUCUCUUCACGCCCUACACCUCGGUCAAGCGCGGCGAGACCAUCUGGAAGGGCCUCACGCAGAAUCGGCACAUGAUCAGCUCGGUGCCGCCCAAAGAGUACGGCCAGCGCUUUUUUGACUUUUUGUGCAGCGUCGUCACGGGCGGCGACAAGAGCCGGCGUCCCAAGAUGUGGGGCUUCACGGAAAAGGACACCAAGAGCAGCAAGGACAAGGAAAAGGUCGCCAAGUAG
Messenger RNA from Moesziomyces antarcticus, 2997 nucleotides. Its product is annotated as SAICAR synthase-like protein. The transcript has a single exon. Gene Ontology annotation, molecular function: phosphatidylinositol kinase activity. Gene Ontology annotation, biological process: phosphatidylinositol metabolic process. Bases 1 to 2997 code for a protein of 998 amino acids. The record is from RefSeq and is a predicted model, not a curated record. Lineage: Eukaryota; Fungi; Basidiomycota; Ustilaginomycetes; Ustilaginales; Ustilaginaceae.